Messenger RNA from Mus musculus (house mouse), 5585 nucleotides. It is a transcript of the gene Prdm13, whose product is annotated as PR domain containing 13. NCBI's taxonomy places the organism in Eukaryota, Metazoa, Chordata, Mammalia, Rodentia, Muridae. Gene Ontology annotation, cellular component: nucleus. Gene Ontology annotation, biological process: chromatin remodeling. Bases 1256 to 3226 code for a protein of 656 amino acids. The transcript is spliced from 4 exons. The record is from RefSeq and is a predicted model, not a curated record.
GGAUCUCCGUCCCUUGCCUCUCACCUCCUAUUUCCCUGAUCCAGAAAAAGGGGUAGAGACGAGCAGCAGAGAAAAGGGAUACCUGAUAAAUCUGCAGGACAGAAUUAUCUGAUUAUCCUUAGCAAGUCUGAUAACUGAGCUGGACGUGGGGCCGGCUAACGGGAGGGCAGAGCUAAGCUGGAACAGACCUUAGUGCGCCAGGGUCUGUAGGUAUGGGGGGCCUCUGGGAACCGGUGAUUUCUCAGCGCUCCAGGAUGUCCUCAGCAAGGUGAUGGAGACUCCUAGCUCCCACCUCAGUCUUUGCCUUCCUUGCAAAGGUACCAUUUUCGUUGUAGUCAUAGGACGGAGAGGACUUUUCUCCUCUUCUCUUUACUAAUAUGAAGCUUACAUUUUUGUUUUAAACAAUUUAAUUCCAUUUCACCGAAGAGAUAGUCCUUGGGAGGCUCUUAGAUCUGGGAAUAUAUCCCCACUCAAACCCCUUUUGCUUGUAGGUUUGUGUAGGAGAUGGAGAGGGGAUGAGCAAGGUGAUUAAUUUUGAUGUCUGUUGAGAGGUAGGGGAGCCCACCCUCGAAAGAACACCUAGUUAAACCUUGUGGCUGGCUCUUAGAGUCUGAGGCCCCAGGUACAACUCUCCCACUCUGACCCCCCUAACCUCAACACACCCCCAGGAUCCCUGACCAGAGAGGGAAAGUAAAGACUCUUGAUCGCAGCGGGUGGGGUGGGGGGCGCUUUAGUAGCCAAGGACUGGCAGACAGCAACCAGGGAAUGAAAUGGAACGCUUGUUUAAAAGAGAAAGACCUUGGUUUUAGUAACCUCCUAGAGCUUUCUUAUAAGAAGUAUCUUUCAUAGGAGGAGCAGGGCCAGCAUCUUUCUCCGGUGCUAGAAAGCCCGGUGUCUCUCAUCCCAGGCAACACCGGGUUUUGAAGCUCACCACGCCUCUCUCUUUAAACGCAAUUUAAUUGCUUUUAAAUGGCCUGCUAGCUGCAGGCAAAAUUUCUCCGUGCUCGCUUUGUUCUGAGCAUCUCACUGCUGAGUUCACUUGCAGCCUAGUACGGUACUAGAGAAUCGGGAGGCUGAGAAACAGGGUAGGAGUACUGCAUCAGGCUUCAGGACCUGCUUGAACUUAGAAACCACUUCUCUCUCAGUGUUAAGGAUCCCAGAACAUCACUUAGGGAAGAGCUGGUGAGUUUUGCAAUAAGAUGCAUCCUGGAGCUCUGAGAGGACGCUUUUUCCAGCUGGUGUUUCCAAGGUGCGCAUGGUGAGAGGGGAGCUGGUGGACGAGUCAGGGGGCUCCCCUCUGGAGUGGAUAGGGUUAAUCCGGGCAGCCAGGAAUCCCCAGGAACAGACUCUGGAAGCUAUUGCAGACUUACCAGGAGGACAGAUCUUCUAUCGGGCAUUGCGAGACGUCCAGCCUGGGGAAGAGCUGACUGUGUGGUAUUCUAACUCCUUGGCUCAGUGGUUUGACAUCCCUACAACUGCGACUCCAACGCAUGAUGAGAAAGGGGAGGAGCGCUACAUCUGCUGGUACUGCUGGAGGACCUUUCGCUACCCUAACAGCCUCAAGGCACACCUGCGGUUCCACUGCGUCCUCAGUGGCGGCGGGGGCCGUGCUUUCCUGCCCCAGGAGCACGCGGCCCGGCCCGGCGCUUCCCCGGUGGCAGAAGGCCUCGGCCUCCCUCCGAAACCCACCGUCCCGGACUUGACGGCGCCCGUCCAGGCAAUCGCUUUGCGACCCCAAGCUCCGGCCGCUCAGCUCGCCCAGGCGUGCGGGGCGCGGGAGAGCAUCAAGCGGGAGGCUUCCCUGGCGCCCCUGGCCACCUCCCCGCCGCCGGGCAAGUGGGGAACGCCCAAGAAGGGCAAGGAGCAGCCGGACCGCGCGCACAGUCAAUUCCUGGGGAUAGUGGGCGGCUCCUCGGGCGGCGGCGGAGGCCUGCCAUUCUACCCAGGCGUGCGCUCGGCUUUCAAGCCGGCCGGCCUGGCCCGGGCGGCUGCGCAGAGCGACCCCUACCGGGAAGAGGGCGGCGGCAAGGGACCGGGGCUGGCGCUAGGGCGGCUGCUGGGCGGGGGCCGGGCCGGCGGGCGUCCGGGCAGUGGGGAGAGCCCGGCGGGCCACCACCACCAUCACCACCACGCUCACCACCACCACCACCACCAUCCCAAGUGCCUGCUGGCCGGGGAGCCGCCGCCGGCGGGCCUGCCGUGUCCCGGGGCCCUGAGAGCCUUCCCCCUGCUCGCCGGCCACCCGGAAGAGGCGUCGGCCUUCAAGCACGUGGAGCGGGCUCCGCCCGCCGCCGCCACCACCUCCCUGCCCUCCGCGCGCUACGCCGCUCUCCCGGCGCCCGGGCUCCCUGUGGAGCGCUGCGCGCUGCAGCCCCUCGACGGCGGCAGCCUCAAGGCUUACCCCGGCGGCGGUGGCGGCGGCGAGUGCAGCCCCCUGCCCGCCGUCAUGCCGGCCUUCACGGUGUACAGCGGAGACCUGCUCUACGGCCCUCCGGCCGCCUAUUACCCUCUCAAGCUGCACUUGGGCGGGCUGCUCAAAUACCCCGAGUCCAUCUCCUAUCUGAGUGGCCCCGCGGCGGCAGCGGCGGCGGCGGCAGCGGCAGCGGCGGCGGCGGCGGCGAUCGGGCCGGCCGAACUGGGCUCCCUGGCCAGCAUCGACCGCGAGAUCGCCAUGCACACACAGCAGCUGUCCGAGAUGGCAGCCGGGAAGAGUCGCGCCCGCCUGGACUCGGGGACGCUGCCUCCAGCCGUAGUGGCGGCGACGGGCCCCGGGGGUGGCGGCGGUGGCGGGAGCGCGGCAGGCAAGCCCAAGACAGGCCACUUGUGCCUCUACUGUGGCAAGCUGUACUCGCGCAAGUACGGGCUCAAGAUCCACAUGCGGACGCACACGGGCUACAAGCCGCUCAAGUGCAAAGUGUGCCUGCGGCCCUUCGGCGACCCCAGCAAUCUCAACAAGCACAUCCGACUCCACGCCGAGGGCAAUACGCCCUACCGCUGCGAGUUCUGCGGCAAGGUGCUGGUGCGCCGCCGAGACCUGGAGCGUCACGUCAAGUCCCGCCACCCAGGCCAGAGCCUGAUGGCCAAGGCGGGCGACGGCCCGGGCCCGGAGCCCAGCUAUGCUCUGGAGCCUGGGGAUCCCAAGAGCGAGGACAGUGAUGUGGAUGUCUGCUUCACUGACGAUCAGAGCGACCCCGAGGCUGGGGGUCGUGGCGAGCACGACUCCUAACGCGCCUUCCAGGGACUGAGCAGGGACGAGGACACAGUAGAGAGUGAAGUGGGGACAAGAAGGGCUUCAUUGAUAUUGUCGCAAUUCUGGGGAUGGUGUCGGAUUAGGAACAGUGAGCCGCUCCAGUUCUCGAGUGGAGCAAAGUUUAACGAAGGGUUGAAGAAACACAGCCAACUAACAGCACAUAGGUUGUGGUUCUCUAUCAUUAAGACCCCUAGACUCUGGCAUAGCCUCUCAUUCUGAAAGCAUUCUGGCCUUGAGGUUCAGGAUCACGUCAAUAUAAGCAUCUCAGUGCGCUCAAAGGUGAUGAUUUUUACUGCCACACAUUUUUAAAACGCUCUUGUCUGUGGAGGAAAUCGUGCCUUUUGAAAAGAUGUUCCGUGUGAAUUUUAUGUUAAGCAUUUCACUGCAUAGCAAGCAAAACAGUAGAUGUGACACCCACACACCUGUUUCCGUUUCCUAUCUGUUCUCCUGUCAAAGAACACUCCUUGCCACAUUGAGUAUAUCGUGGUAGUGGAUGUAUAAAUUGGUCAAGUUGCAAUUAUUUAUGAGAGAAUAAUGAUAAAUGUAAAAUGACGCAUGAAUAUAAGAGCACGCAAUAUAUAAAUUUAAAAAAUCCUAUUUGGUAGAGUCCAAAUGUUUAUGUUGUUUUAUAAUGAACGAUGUACAGUGGAUACAGUACUUUGCCCUUGCUUCCAUUUUGUGCAAUCUGUAAGAAUAAUAAAGAUACAAAGGAGAGUUCUAUUACUUGGCUACUGCAGAGGACCCUUUAAAGAUAUAGUUUAAUUUGAAAACAACUUCUGAGGAGACUUGACAACAUGAUAAGCCACAGAAGAUUUAUAUUAUUCGCAGAAUAAAUGUUAGUUAGGGUUUUAUGGAGAACAGGCAAAACCCAUUGGUUUCUAAAACCAUUGUUAAUCAUGCUAAGUGUUUUUAUGCUGACUCCAAGGACCUUCCAGAAAAAGCUUACAAGUCUCUGUCUCUGUCUCUCUCCCUCUCUCCCCCUUACUCCUUAACAUAUAUUUCCUUGCACAAAGAAUUAGGGAACUAAAAUCAGUAUUUCUUGUUGUUUACCAUUUUGACAGAUUUUAUCAUGGGGAUUUAAGAGGAAAUAAGAGGAACUUAUUAUGAGUCAUACACUUUAGUAUUCAUUCAACAAACACUGAAGGAGGACCUAUUUAAUGGGAGGUGCUUAAGUUCCCCCUCAUUUUGUUCUCCCAGCAACUUUGUGCUGCCAGUUUUGGGCCCAUUUUACAGAAGAAAAAAUGUCACAGUGUACAGACAAUAAUUAGAAUAACAAACUGUUAGCAGUGAAAUGUAUUCACUAUGUUUAAGAAGUGUGGUUAGAGAUACAUUCUGGGAAUGUUUGCCCCUCUCCUUUUAGAAGUAGAGAAUUAGACUCUUAGUUAAAGGCAGGUACACUGAGGACUGAGGUGUGCAGCAAUUUUCUGAGUUUGAUUUAAAGAAUUUGUUAGCUCACUGGAAGCUCUGGGUAAGACUCUGAUGGCCAUGUUUAUCCUGCCAGGAACACCCCCCCUCUCUCUGCAUAUCACAACCAAGAACAUAUGAUUUCUAUUAUUUUCUAUUAAUGGUGAUCUUCAAAAAGACUCCUAUGAGAAGAUGUGAAGAUGUAUGCUGGAAAAUAUAAACUUUCAGUGUUAGCUGGUUAGACAUUGUUUUCUUGUGUAAGAGAAAGCAUAAAGGGGUGUGGAGAAACAGACAGACACACAAACAAACACACACACAGACACACCCAGACACACACACACAGAGACAGCGACUACUCUUGUGGACAUAGCGGUAAAUAUACAUUUGUUGAGGAAUUAUUCUGGCCAGAAGCAUAGGUUACUUGCAUUCCUUUCCUCUCCAUAAAGCAGGUUUGGGAUGAUCUUGAUACUCGUGUUUUAUCAUUUGCUUGCUAAACUUAGGUUUCCAUAAUUCAGUUUUCACUACAAGUUUAGUGAUCAUCUUUUUGUACUUUGUAGUCUUGUCUUUUGUAAUUCUUGUCACUUGAAAGCAGAUUUAUCCUUGGAUAGAAAGUUGAAAAGACUUUUUUUCCUUCUGAAAUCAGAUUUUGUAAGUGCUCAGGGAAAGUGAGCUCCCAGAUUUGAAACCCAGGGAAUAUCCAAUUAGCUCUAUUCCUGUACCUUAUCUCUCUAGCUCAGUUAAUUGUAGUAACUCUUGUUUUGUGAGAAAAUAGUCAAGAGACAGCCAAGAUAAGAUUUGUUUGGUUAAAUGAAAUACAUGGAGAAUUGAAACAAUUUAAUAAAACAAAACCACAGCCACCUGUUUCUUCCUAUUAGACUGGAUUGCAACAUUAAAAAUAAAACAAUUAAACAUAGAUUUACAAAGCUCUUAA